GCGAUGUCCCGACGCGCCGCUCGCCGCCUCGCCGCCGCAGCCUCCGCCCCCUCGCCGAGCACGCCGCCGCCCGCCCGCCUCCUCGACCUCCCCACGGACCUCCUCGCCCGCGUCGUGUCUCGCUGCGACUUCCCCGUUGACAACGCUCGCGUCGCGGCCGUCUCGCAUCUCUUCCACGCCUCGCUUGCGAAGGAGGGCAUCCGCUUGUGGGCGCAAGAGCGCGGCUUCGAGCUGCCGGCGCAGCCAGAGGGCGAGACCUGCGCCGUGCGGUGGCUGUGCUAUUCGGCGCUGCUGCGCGAGGCCAACCCGCCGGCGAGGGCGGCGGCAGGCGAAUCGCACAGCGUCUUCAUCGACGGCGUGGGGCGGCUCUCGUCGUGCGGCAGUGGGGCAGUCUAUCCAGGACUGCUCGGGCACGGUGAGGGCGUGACGCGGGUGAACACGCCGACCCGCCUCCCGUUGCUGGGUGAGCGCGCUGUGAGCGUCUCGGCUGGAAGCGCGCACAGCCUCUCCCUCACCGCCGGCGGCGCCGCCUGGAGCUGGGGUAUUGGAGGCGGCUACUUGGGCCACGGCGACGAGCAGAACCAGUGGCAGCCGAAGGAAGUCGAGGCCUUUGCUGGGCGGCGCGUCGUCGCUGUCUCGGCGGGAAGCGACCACAGCCUCGCCCUCACCACCGACGGUCGUGUCUGGAGCUGGGGCUAUGGACGCGACGGCCGGUUGGGCCACGGCGACGAGCAGCGGCAGCUGCUGCCCAAGAGAGUCGAGGCUUUUGCGGGGCAGCGCGUCAUCGUAGUCACGGCUGGAGCGUACCACAGCCUCGCCCUCACCGCCGACGGCAGCGUCUGGAGCUGGGGCGAGGGAGCCUCUGGCAAGCUGGGCCACGGCGACCAGCAGCGCCAGCUGCUGCCCAAGAAGGUCGAGGCCUUUGCUGGGCAGCGAGUCGUCGCUGUGUCGGCGGGAACCUAUCACAGCCUCGCCAUCACCGCCGACAGCGCUGUCUGGAGCUGGGGUGAGGGAAACUCAGGCCAGCUGGGCCACGGCGACCAACAGCGCCAGCUGUUGCCAAAGAAGAUCGAGGCCUUUGCUGGCCAGCGAGUCGUCACCGUGUCGGCUGGAGUCUACCACAGCCUCGCCAUCGCCGCCGACGGCGCCGUCUGGAGCUGGGGUGAGGGAUCCUAUGGCCGGUUGGGCCACGGCAACGAGCAGCGCCAGCUGCCACCAAAGAAGAUCGAGGCCUUCAUUGGGCAGCACGUCGUCGCUGUGUCGGCUGGAGCCUAUCACAGCCUCGCCAUCACCGCCGACGGCGCUGUCUUUACCUGGGGCGAGGGCGAGGACGGCUGCCUAGGCCACGGAGAGGACCUGUCGAACCAGCUGCUUCCCAAGAAGGUCGAGGCGUGGGCGGAGGAGCUCCGGAGGGAAUGAGCAGGGCACUCCUCGGGUCGGUCCACCCGCGACUCCACGAUUGCCGAGCGUCAUUAUCUGGAGGAUAGCGCUUGCUUAGUUGUUCCUUUGUUGUAACCUCUAAUUAAUUGUAUGGCUGUGUAUGUCUAUGUUUGUAGUUCAACCCGCUGGCUCGUUCGUGCAA
Messenger RNA from Emiliania huxleyi CCMP1516, 1582 nucleotides. Its product is annotated as E3 ubiquitin ligase. Bases 4 to 1419 code for a protein of 471 amino acids. The record is from RefSeq and is a predicted model, not a curated record. The transcript has a single exon. NCBI's taxonomy places the organism in Eukaryota, Haptophyta, Isochrysidales, Noelaerhabdaceae.